Molecule: messenger RNA, 1863 nt
Organism: Ogataea angusta
Lineage: Eukaryota; Fungi; Ascomycota; Pichiomycetes; Pichiales; Pichiaceae
Exons: 1
Coding region: 1-1863 (620 amino acids)
Biological process (GO): telomere maintenance; meiotic DNA double-strand break formation; mitotic intra-S DNA damage checkpoint signaling
Cellular component (GO): Mre11 complex; nucleus
Molecular function (GO): DNA endonuclease activity; manganese ion binding; 3'-5'-DNA exonuclease activity
Source: RefSeq, a predicted model, not a curated record
AUGCAUGUGCCGGACAUAGAAUCAGGGCCUGAUACUUUUGAGAUUCUUCUCACCACAGACAACCAUGUCGGGUACCUGGAGACGGAUCCGAUUAGAGGCAAUGACUCGUGGAGAACGUUUUCUGAAAUCAUGAGCAUUGCAAAAUCCAGGGACGUCGAUAUGGUUAUCCAGGCAGGCGAUUUAUUUCACGUCAACAAGCCCAGCAAGAAAUCGUACUACCAUGUGAUCCGGACUCUUCGCGAAUUCUGCUGGAUCGACAGGCCUCGUGAAUACAAGCUCGUAUCUGAUCCGUCGGUCGUGAUGUCCACGCGACAUUUUAAUUACCCAUGUGAAUAUGAUCCCAACGUGAAUGUUGGAAUGCCUGUCUAUGCUAUUUCCGGAAAUCACGACGAUGCGACAGGAGACGACCUUCUCUCACCCCUGGAUCUCCUUUCUGUUGGUGGUUUACUGAAUCAUUUUGGACGGAUCACAAAUAACGACGAGAUCAAAGUUAGCCCAUUGCUCUUCCAGAAAGGCAGUACUAAUUUUGCGCUGUAUGGCCUCCAAAGCAUACGAGAAGAGCGUCUGAAACGGACUUUGGCCUCGGGAAAUGUGGAGUUUUUGCAGCCGGAAGAUAGCGAAAACUGGUUCAGUCUGAUGUGUGUUCACCAGAACCAUGUGCCCAGACCGGGAACGCGCGUUCUCGAAGAGGCACAUCUUCCUCAUUUUUUGGAUUUCGUGUUUUGGGGCCAUGAGCACGAGUGCAUUCCUAGUCCGAUGCACAACAUGGCCAUGGGAUUCGACAUUCUUCAGGGCGGCUCGUCGGUUGCAACGUCGUUGAGCGAGGGUGAAGUGCCGGACAAGCAUGUCUAUUUGCUCAAAAUUAAAGGAAAAGACUAUAGUCUCGAGCCCAUAAGGCUCAAGUCUGUGCGGCCUUUUGCGAUGAAGGAUAUAGUAUUGAGCGAGACCGGGAUUCCUGCAACAUCUGGAAAUAAAGAAGAGGUCAUUAAUUUGCUUAUAGACGAGGUGGAGGGACUGAUCGAAGCCGCAACCUGCAAAUGGAAAGAAGUUAAUCAGGACUUGCUAGAAACUCUUGUGGACAUUGAGAUACCUCUUCCUCUUGUCAGACUCCGCGUCGAGUACAGUGGAGGCUACGAGGUGGGAAAUCCUCGCAGGUUUUCCAACAGGUUUGUCGGCAAGGUUGCAAAUAUCAACGACAUUGUCAUAUUCUACAGGAAAAAGACGGUCGGCAACAAACAGGUGUCCAGGUUGGCGCAGAAGCAACAGAGCGAGGAUCAUGAACUAGAAAUUCGCGAAGGCACUCUCGACAUCGGUGACUUUGUGCAGCGACAACUGGGCGAAGACGACCUUUUGCUGCUCAAAAAGACGGACAUGUCGAAAGUGAUUGAAGAAGCCAUGAUGAAAGACGACAAACACUUGAUUAAGAAAUUUGUUGAUGACGAGCUUGGUAAUGAUCUGGAGCUUUUGCUGAAGCUCCGGGUCGACGAGACAGACAACGUCGAAGGCAAGUCCUUGAAUGAGCUAAAAAAAGGUUUCAGGAACAUAGUGAAGGAGCUACGUGCGAAAGCCAAAUACAGUGAGCGACCUUCAGACCAGAACGAGCAGCCCCGAGUUAGCUCGGAUCUGUUUGUGGAGUCCGAUGAGGAGCCAUCGACGCGUGGCAGACGUAAGAAAAGGCAAGAUCCUGUGCCUGAUCUCACACAAUUCAUGCACCCUAGUGAGCCGAUGGUGAUUGAUUCAGACAUUUCUGACGAUGGUCUGAUUCAAAUCGAAGAGCCCAAAAAGACCACCCGCAAAAAGACAACAAAGCCGCGCAAAACCGCUUCCAAACCAACCAGUCUGUUUGGUGCAGUUGGCCGCUAG